Molecule: messenger RNA, 603 nt
Organism: Aspergillus niger
Lineage: Eukaryota; Fungi; Ascomycota; Eurotiomycetes; Eurotiales; Aspergillaceae
Exons: 5
Coding region: 1-603 (200 amino acids)
Source: RefSeq, a predicted model, not a curated record
AUGCAGCAGACGUUUCACUUACAUGGUGUGGGGAAAAUUCGGCAUAUGCUGAUGAUGGGCUGGGGUGGAGAGCCAAUUGACGAGGCCGCAUACGAGCAAGGGGCUUACAAGAAAUACUUGAACAAGGCUUUAACCCCAAUUCGGGAUCUCGGCGUCCUGCAUGGAGACCUUUCGGCGGGGCAUAUUCUCUGGAAUGAGGAGCUGAAUCGGCUUAUGCUCAUUGACUUUAAUCGUUGCAGGCUGAGUCUGCCGGACCCCGUGGAGUGGAAGCCGAAGUGGUUGACGGAGUGGGAUUCUCUUGCAAAGGAGGAGAAGGACCAUCAUCGUCAGCAUUGUUCGUUUCAUAGGACUAUGACAUAUAUGCCGGUUGGUUGGAUAUUUAUAUUAGAUCAGUAUGAUGCUUCUCUUGAUUACAACCAUCCUCGAGCUAGUGAUCGACCAAUUCCUCUUGUUCCUAUUGGAGCCACUACCAAUCCAAAGAACGCUAUCGAUAUUUCUACUAGUCCUAUCCACCCGACUAAUAAGAUCAAGCCUUACUUAUUUUCUAUGUUUUGGCAUAUUCAUUCAACCUCAUCCAUUAACUUAUAUGCUUUAGGUUCUUGA